Molecule: messenger RNA, 378 nt
Organism: Exophiala oligosperma
Lineage: Eukaryota; Fungi; Ascomycota; Eurotiomycetes; Chaetothyriales; Herpotrichiellaceae
Exons: 1
Coding region: 1-378 (125 amino acids)
Source: RefSeq, a predicted model, not a curated record
AUGCUCCAGAAGGGCUGCGCUGACCCAGAGAUCUACAAGUACACCCACCAGUUGAACCACCCUCUACCGGUGGCGGAAAUGCGCUCAGCCACGGAGGUUUGGCUUCCCCGAUGGAGAGACUUAGCGGCGUCUGUGGUCGUUCCAGUGAUGAUUGGAUUUGCAGGUGACGAUCUAAUGUGGAAAAGCACCGAGGAGCAUCUACAGGAAUUCUCAGGUGCCUUUCUGCGGAGCGAACGAGUGGAUGGCUGCAUCAUCACAGGGGCGCCACACAACAUGGAAAUGAGCUAUUGGGCCACGGGAUGGUAUGCUCGAUGCUUUGGGUUCGCGCUGGAGUGUGCAGCUAGGUUCGAGCAGAAGAAAUGUUUAUCUCAGGUUUGA